AUGGGGCGCCUAGAGCUGGUGGUCGUUGGCCUCACCUGCUGCCUAGCAGUGGCAAGUUCGGCAAAGCUGGGCGCAGUGUACACAGAAGGAGGCUUUGUGGAAGGCGUCAACAAGAAGCUCAGUCUCUUUGGUGACUAUGUCGACAUCUUCAAGGGCAUCCCCUUUGCUGCUGUGCCCAAGGCCCUGGAGAACCCCCAGAAACACCCUGGCUGGCAAGGGACUUUGAAGGCCAAGGACUUCAAGAAGCGGUGCCUGCAAGCCACCAUCACCCAGGACAGCACCUAUGGGGAUGAGGACUGCCUCUACCUCAACAUCUGGGUUCCCCAGGGCAAGAGGGAAGUCUCCCGGGACCUGCCCGUCAUGAUCUGGAUCUACGGUGGUGCCUUCCUCAUGGGAGCUGGCCACGGAGCCAACUUUCUCGACAACUAUCUGUACGAUGGGGAGGAGAUUGCCACGCGUGGCAACGUCAUCGUGGUCACCUUCAACUACCGCGUUGGCCCUCUAGGCUUCCUCAGCACUGGGGAUGCCAACCUGCCAGGUAACUAUGGCCUUCGGGACCAGCACAUGGCCAUCGCUUGGGUGAAGAGAAAUAUUGCUGCCUUUGGGGGGGAUCCCAACAACAUCACCAUUUUUGGAGAAUCAGCUGGAGGCGUCAGCGUCUCUCUGCAGACUCUCUCCCCCUACAACAAGGGCUUCAUUCGGAGAGCCAUCAGCCAGAGUGGCGUAGCAUUGUGCCCUUGGGCCAUCCAAAGGAACCCACUCUUCUGGGCCAAAUCGAUUGCCAAGAAGGUGGGCUGCCCCAUGGAUGACACCUCUAAAAUGGCCAGAUGUCUGAAGGUUACCGACCCACAUGCCUUGACACUGGCUUACAAGAUGCCCCUGGCUGGCAUGGAGUACCCCAUGCUGUACUAUCUGGGCUUCCUCCCUGUCAUCGAUGGAGACUUCAUCCCCGAUGAUCCCAUCAACUUAUAUGCCAACACUGCUGACAUUGACUACAUUAUUGGCACCAACAACAUGGACGGCCACGUAUUUUCCACCAUUGAUGUACCAGCAGUUGACAAGACUAACAAGGAUGUCUCAGAGGAAGACUUCUACAAGCUGAUCAGCGGGUACACCAUCACCAAGGGACUCAGGGGUGCCAAUGCCACCUUCGAACUCUACACUGAGUCCUGGGCCAGUGACUCAUCCCAGGAGAACAAGAAGAAGACCGUGGUGGAGUUGGAGACUGAUGUCCUCUUCCUAAUACCCACCAAGGUCGCCCUGGCCCAGCACAGAACCAAUGCCAAGAGUGCCAAGACCUACACAUACCUGUUCUCCCACCCCUCUCGGAUGCCCGUUUACCCCAAGUGGGUGGGGGCCGACCACGCAGAUGAUAUCCAGUAUGUCUUUGGGAAGCCCUUUGCCACCCUUCUGGGCUACCGGACUCAAGACAAGACUGUCUCCAAGAACAUGAUCGCCUACUGGACCAACUUUGCGAGAAGUGGGGACCCCAACAUGGGCCACUCGGCUGUCCCCACACACUGGUAUCCCUACACACUGGAAAAUGACAACUACCUGGAGAUCAAUAAGAAGAUCGAUGGCAACUCCAUGAAGCAGCACCUGAGGACCAGUUACCUACAAUACUGGACCCUGACCUACAAGGCACUGCCUACAGUGACUAGUGGGGAGGCUGUCCCCGUGCCCCCCACAGACAAUUCUGAGGCUGUCCCCAUGCCACCCCAGGAUGAUUCUGAGGCUGUCCCCGUGCCCCCCCAGGAUGAUUCUGAGGCUGUCCCCGUGCCCCCCCAGGAUGAUUCUGAGGCUGUCCCCGUGCCCCCCCAGGGAGAUUCUGAGGCUGCCCCUGUGCCCCCUACGGGUGACUCUGAGGAGGCUCAGAUGCCCAUAGUCAUUGGCUUCUAA
Orycteropus afer afer is the source of this 1899-nucleotide messenger RNA. RefSeq names its product carboxyl ester lipase (gene CEL). Lineage: Eukaryota; Metazoa; Chordata; Mammalia; Tubulidentata; Orycteropodidae. Gene Ontology annotation, biological process: presynaptic membrane assembly; modulation of chemical synaptic transmission; synaptic vesicle endocytosis. Gene Ontology annotation, molecular function: triacylglycerol lipase activity; sterol ester esterase activity; neurexin family protein binding. The record is from RefSeq and is a predicted model, not a curated record. The coding region runs from base 1 to 1899 and encodes 632 amino acids. Gene Ontology annotation, cellular component: cell surface; synapse; postsynaptic specialization membrane. The transcript is spliced from 11 exons.